Messenger RNA from Phodopus roborovskii (desert hamster), 3216 nucleotides. RefSeq names its product coiled-coil domain containing 9B (gene Ccdc9b). The transcript has 11 exons. Lineage: Eukaryota; Metazoa; Chordata; Mammalia; Rodentia; Cricetidae. Bases 219 to 1688 code for a protein of 489 amino acids. The record is from RefSeq and is a predicted model, not a curated record.
GGUCCUCUGAGAGUGGAAGGGUGGGGGUGGCGGCCAGGCGUUCCUGGCUGGGAGCCCAGAGCACUCUUUUGUAAUCACAACAUGAUCUCUUGUGCUGAGCUGAGCGGAGAAGCUGAAGCCGGCAGGGAGAGGCCAACAGGCCCAGCUCUGGUGGUUCCAGCUUGCCUACAGCUCUGGCCGGGGGCUGCUUUGGAAUUCUCUUAGUGCCUGCUAUUUCCAUGCAUUUGGCUGGGCCUCACAGAGCCGAGUCCACAAUGCGCAGGCAUGAGGAAAAAGAUGCCGAGUUGGACCGUAGGAUAGUUGCCCUGCGCAAGAAGAACCAGGCUUUACUGCGCAGGUACCAGGAGAUCGAAGAAGAUCGUCGCCAGGCAGAGCAGGGGGGCAUGGCUGUGACCACAUCAGGGCUCUUCCAACCCGACUGUCUCACAGUCACCAUCAGCCAGGUUCCUGGUGAGAAGAGGGUGGUCAGCAGAAACUGGGCCAGGGUGCCCCCUUCACGGGGAAUGGCUGAUGCACUGACAGAUUAUGACGAUGCUGCAGACUCGACGGGCACUUUCUGCAUGGGGGACCGGGUGGAACUAGCCGUGACCAUGGAAAACAAAGCCAGGGCCAAACGGAUGGUAAGUGAAAAACCCACCACCCAAGCAAGGAACCCAAGGGCAAAGGGGACAUCUGGAGGAGGCCAGGGCCAGAGUUCACCCCUGCAGAUGACUUCCAGCCCAGAUUCAGCAGGGAAGGGUGUUCUGGACCUCCGGAGUCCAGGUACAGCCCCAGGCCCACCUUCCCAACAGCCCCCGGGACCGCCCCCAGAGGCCAGCUGGGACUAUAUGCAGUGGAAACAGGAGCGAGAGAAGAUUGACCUGGCCCGCCUUGCCCGGCACAGAAAUGCACAGGGUGACUGGAGCCGCCCGUGGGACCUGGACAAGGCCAAGCCCAAGCCCAUGACACAGGAUCGCAACAAGCCUAGAGACAAGGACUCCACCACGGGCAGAAAGGGUCCUAGGACCCCCCAGAAGCUACAACCCCCACCACUAUCCGUGGAUGGAAAACGUCAGGGUGGACAAUCUGGAAGACCCUCGGUGACAUCCACCAUAGGCAGCAAAGCCCAGGGGAAGGAGAGGCUGACUGGCAGGGCCCGAAGGUAUGACAUGAAAGAAGAUGAGAAGCCGCAGAGCCAGGAGGGAAGCCAGAGUGCCACGAAGACUCCCAGUGCAGAGCAGGAGAGUGAAACGGAGCCAGGCAGACAGGAGACCAUGCCUGCAACCAGGCCAGCCCUGGCCUCCCCAGAGGGGCUAAAAGGGGAGUCAGGAACCUCUACAGCCAGUGUGACCCUAGACUCCCCACAAAUUUCUGACUUGGCUCCCCUUGACCUCUCUCUGGGAGGAGCUAGCAGCCCCAAGCCCGAAAAAAGCAUGGGGGGUCCCCAAAGUCCAGCGCCAUGGCCAGGUGGCUCUGAGCAGCAGACCCAGCCGUGGAAUGACCACCAGCCCGGGCCGGAAGGCCACACUUGCGCCGAGUCACAGAGAGAAUCAGAGGCCUCGAAGCCCAAAGAGGACAGGGCUGGUAAAGCUGGGGCCCGGCAGAACCUGGCACAGACAAGCAGGCCCCUCAGAGGAAUUGGCCAAAGGCCAAGAGGUACAAAUAGAAGAGGCAGGGUGGGGGGUCCUGGCCCUGCAGGGAGAUGCUGAGUGAAGCUCAUGGGAGUUGGGGAGCCAGGCUACGGAGGGGAGAACUCAGUCAAGAGUCUCCUGUGUGGCAGGGGUCUGGCUGUUGGUGACUUGUACCUUAUUGGUCCAGCAGUUAUGAAGGGACACCACACAAAGGCCACUCAUGCACAUCUCAAUACACAAGUGGGUUUUUGACCAGUAGGCAAGGCCCCUGGGGUAUUUGCCAGGCUGGGAUCACUUAUCUAAGGAUGGCUUCCCUGGCCUGGCUUCCCUGGCCUGGCUAUCCCUGCUGCUAUCUAGGAUAGGCCUUUCCCACACAGCAGGAGUUGGUAGUGCCCCAGAAUGUGGGUCUCCCUGCUCCUUGUCCUUCCUCAUUGCCAGGUCUCCCUCCCCAGACACAGCCUUCAGGCUCCUCAGCUGUGGGCAGUCUCAAAGCUGGUGUGGCCAGCCUAACCCCUUUCUGAUACCCAUGCCCUCAUCCAAGUGAUUCACUGUCCUGUUCUUCCAAAAUGGUCAAACCUGGGUUUCAACAAUUGUCUGAGACCCAGAGAAAGUGGGUUGGGGCUCUCGACUGACAGGAGCAAAGUCGGAGUGGAGGAUAGGACCCAAGGCUUCUUGGGGGAAAGGAGGCCUCUUCUCUGAACUGGGCUAGGCUUCUCUUGUCCAUGGCCACAGGAGAGUGGGAGAGCUCACUGACAGGUACUGAGCCUGCCUCUUCUAGAUCCAGAUCAGACAUCAUGAGCACCCUGAAUGGACCCAGCGGCCCAGGGCCAUUUCCUGACCUCUCUUCCUUCUGUAUCUCCCCUUGCCAGGGCCAUGUAAGAACAAGCACACAGAGAUGAAGGAAUAGCAACCUCAGCUAAGUACGAUAUCAGGGUGUGUUGCUUUCACUUGCCUCCAUCCAGGCCCCGCCCGUGAGGCCCACGUCUGGUGAAUUAUCCAGACUCUGCACAAGCUGUGGCUUCCUUUCAAUACAACAAACAUUUCCUGAGCAUCUUCUCCCAGUAAUCUAGCCAGUGGGCGAGGGUGACUCUGCCAGCAGGAGGGUGGGGGGAGGAAACUCAGGCAUCCAACUCAAGACUGAAUGGCAAGUGCUGUUCUCAUCUGUAGAUGCCUAGCAGCCCUGGGUACGAUGAGGGUAGGAACCUAAAGAGACCCACCCCAUCUUUGCUCCCCUCUCUUGAUAUGGCCUGUGUCCAUUGCUCCCAGGCCCUUAUCUGGAUGGCACCACGCGGCCCCCCUCUUCCUCUCUACAAGGGCAGGGCAUCUAACAUAAUUCUCUAGGGAAAGCCCACAUCAUCUUCAUCUUUACACAAGAGGCCCGGAAUUUGGGUUCCUGUCUUGGCCUUCCUUCCUGGCUCUUGGUUCCAUAUAUUCCCUCUACUCAGGUGAAUUUUCAAUCAGGUCAGGUAGGUUAGAGGCUUCCCACACGUUCAUGUUGCUCUGCAGUGCAAAUUGAACUCAGUGGGUCUGAGGAAAAGUCUGGAAGUUUGCUUUUCUAAUAAGUCUCAGAUGAGGGAUGCAUGCCUGCCCUUUUUUUUUUUUUUUU